This is a messenger RNA of Perkinsus marinus ATCC 50983, 2090 nucleotides long. RefSeq lists its product as hypothetical. The record is from RefSeq and is a predicted model, not a curated record. The transcript is spliced from 17 exons. Lineage: Eukaryota; Perkinsozoa; Perkinsida; Perkinsidae. Bases 1 to 2055 code for a protein of 684 amino acids.
AUGCCACGAGGAUUGGGCGCGGCAUCACGGCAGCAUGCUGGCUCGACAGGAGUAGUAGCAGUAGGGAAUCGGGCAGGAGGCCGUAGUGGAAGCUAUGACCCUGAUGAUGGGAUGACGCCCUUGGUGUGGGAGAGCGCUAUGGUCCCUCUAUACGAGGAGUAUAUUGACGUUUGCUGUAGUAUGUACUUUGAUGGUGGCUCGUCCCAGGGGGUCACUGUAGAUGGCCUGAGGGGAUACUUUAGGAGGUUGAUCGAAAGAGAGCGCGCGCGCCCAGCCAAGCCGGCUCCGCUCGAGGCCAUUCCUAAGGAGGCUAUGACGAAGGAAGGGGGUACUGGUAUAGUGGAUGGAGAGGUGAGGAAGGAGACCCUACUGGCUGAGGUGGAGUCGUGCACUGGAGGGCUGCUCACGUCUAGGUUGAGGAAACGCCAGGCUAUUGAUCUAUGGGGUCCUCUCGAUGCCGCAUUGUUCCUGGCUGGCUUGUCACGGUAUGGUCGUAAUUGGCAUAGGAUUGGGAACCUCACUGAGGGGAGGAAAGAUGCGAAGGAUGUUGCUGAUAUGUGCGCUGGUCUUUACUGGGCUAUUUCGCGCGCGGCACGAAAUUGUCAGGUUGACCGCAGUUCAGGGGAGUCUGUAGGGAUGGAUAACCAUCAUGGCAGAGACUAUGGGGGAGGGACCUCUGGUGGAGGGGUAAAGGGCAUAUCCCUAACCCCUCAGGGAGGGGGGUCUUCGGAGGGUUGGGGUAGUAGUAGCAGCAAGAGGCGUAGUCCACUACUGGGGGAGUCCCCGAGUAGUCCGAUGAACAUGUCAAUAGUGGUGAAGUGUAGAAUGAUGAUGGAGGAGAUGUCGGUAGAGUUGCAGGAGAUGAAGGAUUCUAAGUGCGAGCUAGAGAGGAAGGUCAGAGCAAUGGAGAUAGAGUGUGCUAAUCUACGAGAGGACUAUCAGAAGGAGUUCCAUCGGCGACGAGAACUACAGAGCGAAUUACAAGAAGCAGAGAUAGUCAAGGGGGAUCUCGAGGCCCAGAACGCUUCUCUCCAUCGUAAACUACAGCUCGUCGAAUCGAGAGCAUCGGAGAACGAAAAGCAAUGCGAAGAGGUCAGGGAAGAGCUGAAGGAAGUCACCGCUAGGCUAUCGGAGGCGACUACGGCUAAGUCGCGGGCCGAGGAGGAGAUAAGGGCCUUGAAGAAAGAACUGUGUGAAACGGGAGAUCGCCUAGUGGAAAUUGAGGAGGUCCGCUGCAAGGACCUGGAAGACUACCGAGGGCAGUUGAUGGAGGCAGAGCGGCAAUGGCGAGAAGAACUAGAUGCGAAGUAUGAGGAGAUUGCUCAGUUGACGGACACUUUGAGUGAGACGACUGAUGCUCUCGAGGCCCAGCGGGUGGAAAACGAGGUGCUUACGGAGAGGAAGGGCAGGGAUGAUGAUGAGUAUGCGAAUGAGGCUAGGCAGUUACAACACCAUAUAAGGAUCCUCGAGGGGGAGUUGAAAUCAUCAUCGCAGUCGGCAAGGCUUGUGGCGGAGAACGAGAGGGAUAAUGCGGUGUUUGCUAGGGAGCAGGCGUUGGAGGUUGAGGCUAGUCUGAGGAAGGAGUUUAAUGAUAAGUUGGGGCAACAGAAGGAGAAGUACAAGCGGAAGAUACACGAAUUGGAGGAGGAGUUGCGGAAAAGGAAGGAAUAUGAGGCUCGCAUUAAGGAGCUGCUCAAGACUGAGACUAGCCUCCUCCGCCGUAUGAACGAUGCGAAGGCCCUCUCGGAGGACCCCUGCGUUGUCGUCACCGCCAGCAGCCCUCGGUGUCACCAUGGUCAUCGAUUCCGAGACUGUUGCAUUCAUCGCCAGGGUGUUGUCGAAGUAUCUCCUCGGCCUCGUUCGCCGACCUGUCUAGCAGUGGUAGAGGAGUGUCCGAAUGCAUCGGCCGCCCGGUAUGUGGAGGAGCAGAUGAGGAAGGUUGAGAGGAGAAUUCUAUUGGGUUUGAAGCACCGUAGGGCGAGGAGUAGUAGUCGUGGUGGUGGACGAUAUGACUCAUCAGGGAGGGGCCGACUACAGAAAGAAUGUUCAUGUUAAUUCAACAUCAUCGUGGCUGCCAUAUUUUGUAUGCU